AUGGAGUCGACAGCAGGCCAGUUCAGCCGCCUGAUGGGCAUUUUCAUUGAACAGGAAAUUCGGCAUGGAGUAAUCAACAUGUCGCACGUCGAGCCCGGGAAGCUAGCACGGCUAUCGCAGCUGCAAUUCCAGGAGCUGGCUACAGAUGUGUACGACGAACUCAACCGGCGUAUGAACGAGGCCCAUGAAGUCCCGUUCCUACCGGUCCGCGACCACUACCACCCAAAGCGGAACCAGGCGCGGCAGAAGUUGGCCACGCUGUCGCGGCCAAAGUUUGUAGACCUUGUCCAGGACGUGAAUGCGGAGCUGAGGCGCCGGUUCCCUAACCAGGUUGUCAGCAAGGCUCAGUUCCUGUGUGCCAUGUGUCGAGCAAGGCUUGGCUACGGGAUCCGCUUGCAAGGGGCCCUUGUGCUCUUUGGUGCUCCGUAUCCACCAGCUGCGCUCACAGGCCGACUGCCGAGCUCAGAUUGA
Molecule: messenger RNA, 471 nt
Organism: Linderina pennispora
Lineage: Eukaryota; Fungi; Kickxellomycota; Kickxellomycetes; Kickxellales; Kickxellaceae
Exons: 3
Coding region: 1-471 (156 amino acids)
Cellular component (GO): cell cortex of growing cell tip; actomyosin contractile ring
Molecular function (GO): MAP kinase scaffold activity
Source: RefSeq, a predicted model, not a curated record